AUGAAAUCUAUAACUACUCCAAAAUGGAGGCAAUCUUUGCCCUACUUAACUCUGGUAUAUGUUAUCCUCUACAUUCUUAACAAGAAAAUUUCACAAAAAAUAUUAAUAAGCUACCACGAAAUUCACAUCAAGACAGGCUCAGAUCUUCCUCUCCGAUUCCGAUAUGAUGGCACUUUCAAAAUACUUCAGGUGGCUGAUAUGCAUUAUGGAAUGGGAAUGACGAGUCGUUGCAGAAACGUGAUGGCCACUGAGUUUGAAUACUGUUCUGAUCUCAACACCACUCGCUUUCUUAAGAGGAUGAUUGAAGCUGAAAAGCCUGAUUUUAUUGCUUUUACUAAAGAUAACACAUGUGGGAAAAGCACAACAGAUGCCGCUGAAUCUCUGCUAAAAGCGUUUGGUCCUGCUAUUGAAUCUGGGCUUCCAUGGGGAGCUGUUUUAGGAAACCACGACCAAAAAUCAACAAUGAAUCGCCAAGAGCUUAUGCAUUUUAUCUCUCUUAUGGAUUAUUCAGUUGCACAAAAUAAUCCCUCCAUUAAUACUGCGAAACAACACAUCGAUGUCUUCGGGAACUAUGAUCUCAAAGUUUAUGGUCCUCCUGGUUCACAUUUGGCAACCAACAGUGUCUUCAAUCUUUUCUUUCUUGACAGUUGGGAUAGGGAAAUUGUUCAGGGAGUUUCAACUUAUAGGUGGAUUAGAGAAUCUCAACUUUCUUGGCUUCGCGGAGUUUCUGAGCAAUUGCAGGGUCAAAAGCAGGAUUCAAAUGAUGAAUUGGUAAGGGCUUGCCCAGCACCAGGAAUAGUAUUUUUCCAUAUCCCAGUACCAGAAAUGCAAGAGCUAUAUGACAAAGAGAUUGUAGGACAGUUUCAGCAGGCUGUGUCGUGUUCAAAAGUGAAUUCAGGUGUUCUACAGACAUUGGUUUCCAUUGGAGACGUGAAGGCUGUGUUCGUGGGACAUGACCAUACUAAUGAUUUCUGUGGGAAUAUUGAGGGUAUUUGGUUAUGUUAUGGUGGAGGUUUUGGAUACCACGCCUAUGGAAGGGCUGGAUGGCCAAGGAGAGCAAGAGUUAUAUUGGCAGAGCUUUGGAAGGGUGAGAAUGAAUGGGUGGGAGUUGAGAGGAUCAAGACUUGGAAGCGUCUUGCUGAUGAGAAGCUGAGCAAGAUUGAUGAACAAGUACUGUUGGAAGUUUGGCCAUCAAGAUGA
Pistacia vera is the source of this 1200-nucleotide messenger RNA. RefSeq names its product probable inactive purple acid phosphatase 28. NCBI's taxonomy places the organism in Eukaryota, Viridiplantae, Streptophyta, Magnoliopsida, Sapindales, Anacardiaceae. The coding region runs from base 1 to 1200 and encodes 399 amino acids. The record is from RefSeq and is a predicted model, not a curated record. The transcript has 4 exons. Gene Ontology annotation, molecular function: hydrolase activity, acting on ester bonds. Gene Ontology annotation, cellular component: cytoplasm.